GGAGGCGCAGCAGCGGCCAGGCCAGCUGCAGGAAAGCUGCGCGCGUCGCUCCUGAACCAGCCGCUGGGGCCGCAUCAGGUGGAGAUCUGUUCAUCAGCGCAGCAGCAGCAGCACAGAUCACCAUCAGACUCCUCCUGCUCCUCAUCUCCGCGGCUCCAACUUCACGGGUUUUGUUUCACCUCUGAAACUGUUUUUUUUUUUUCCUUCUUCUUUUUUUUGCCAUAACACUCUCUGAACAAGACAAGUGGAAACCUAUAGAAAAAAAGACACCGGCAGAAAAAAAAGGUUUUACGACAAAACAUGGGAAGAAAGAAAAUUCAAAUUUCUCGGAUUCUUGACCAGAGGAACAGACAGGUGACCUUCACCAAACGUAAGUUUGGUCUGAUGAAGAAGGCGUACGAGCUGAGUGUGCUCUGUGACUGCGAGAUCGCCCUCAUCAUCUUCAACAGCACCAACCGUCUGUUCCAGUAUGCCAGCACGGAUAUGGACAAAGUGCUGCUGAAAUACACAGAGUACAGUGAGCCGCACGAGAGUCGCACUAACACCGACAUCCUGGAGACGCUGCGCAGAAAAGGCCUCGGUCUGGAUGGCUCGGAGCUCGACAGUGAGGAGAGCGUGCAGGCUGCUGCAGACAAGUAUUCUGGCAGCGACAGCAUGGACCUUUCUGUGGCUCGCCAGCGUUUCUGUCCUCCCUCUCUGCUGUCACCAGAGACCCAGUUCCUCGUGUCUGCUGGUUGUGAAAAUGGUUUCCCCAACUCCUCUGCAUGCGCCGUGGCUCCCCACAGGCCAACAGGAUUUAAAGCUCUGAGCUCACGUCCAGGAUCUGCAAGCCCUGCAGCCCCGCACGGCGCAUUCAUGUCCCCUCAUGCAGGCAUCGGCUACUCAGUGUUCUCUCAUGGCAACCUGAACCGCGCUCUGGACAUGAAAAGCCCUCCUCCUCCUCUCAGUCUGGGCAGCGAAAACCUGCGGGCAGAUGCUGCAAAUCAGGCCAUGGGGGCUGCAAGAGCAAACCACAACUCUGCUAGGAGUCUGCUGUACCAGGGCCUGCAUGGCAGCGGCUCUAUGGUGGCCAUGGGCAAAGCAGGGCUCCUGGGUCACAGCUUCGGGGGCUACAGCCUUCCCUCCACUGGAGCUUCUGAGUACACCCAGCCUGGUUUCUUUCACUCUGUUAGUUUACAGCGUGGAACAGUGACUCCCUGGCAGCACGAAAAUCAGGGGCCUCAUAUAAGCUCAGGGAUGUCCAGUGGGGGGUGCUCCUUCCCGUCUCAGUCUUGCUCAUCAAACUCUCCUCAUCUGCCCUCCUUGAACCUCAGCAUCAAAUCAGAGCGAAGCUCUCCUGACCACAUGUGCUCUCCAACCUCCCCUCGCCUGCACCACCUCAGGCAGCAUUCUCCAACCAGCAACCCUGAUUUAGCUCGACACACCCCUCCAGAGGCUCACUCGACCAAUAGGACGAAGGAGCUUCCCAAAGCCGGAUACCCGCAAGGUGGAGAGGAGAGAGGGCAGCCUCUCAGGCAGCUGGAGAUGAGCGAUGGUUGGCAGAGAUAGUGGUCUGCCGCUCGCUGACACCACAUCUAGUUCAGCAGCUCCCAACCAAAACAGGAGGGGUCCAGAUGAACGUCCUCCUGAGGGACACCCUCCUCUGUCUCCUCUCACAGAGCUGGGCUCUACAGGGUGGAAAAGAAAUCCCCCUUCCAUCACUCACUUCAUCCCAUGAGGAGACAGAUGCAUAAGGAACUUUUUUUUUGUUUUCAUUUUUCUGUGUUGAAAAAAAAAAUUGCUUGGUUUAUUUUUGUUUCUUCAUUUUGCAGCUUUUUGAACAUAGGUAGAACAACUGAAAGCCUGAAGAUGAUGCUGAAAAUAUAUUCAGUAUUUAAAACAGGCAUUGCUUCUGAGUGGGAACUGAUCCUAUACAUGCACUGCUCAAAAAAUUAAAGGAACACUUUGAAAACACA
Cyprinodon tularosa is the source of this 1955-nucleotide messenger RNA. It is a transcript of the gene mef2b, whose product is annotated as myocyte enhancer factor 2b. Gene Ontology annotation, molecular function: RNA polymerase II cis-regulatory region sequence-specific DNA binding; protein dimerization activity; DNA-binding transcription factor activity, RNA polymerase II-specific. Gene Ontology annotation, biological process: positive regulation of transcription by RNA polymerase II. The record is from RefSeq and is a predicted model, not a curated record. Bases 301 to 1548 code for a protein of 415 amino acids. NCBI's taxonomy places the organism in Eukaryota, Metazoa, Chordata, Actinopteri, Cyprinodontiformes, Cyprinodontidae. The transcript has 9 exons.